GUCUGUAUUAAUUCUAACCUAAGCACCAUGCCGCCUAAAGCAAGUGGUAAAGCCGUGAAGAAGGCAGGAAAGGCGCAGAAGAACAUCACUAAGAGCGACAAGAAGAAGAAGCGUAAGAGGAAGGAGAGCUACGCUAUCUACAUUUACAAAGUCUUGAAACAAGUCCACCCCGAUACUGGAGUUUCAAGCAAAGCCAUGAGCAUCAUGAAUUCGUUCGUUAACGAUAUUUUCGAACGCAUCGCUGCUGAAGCAUCGAGACUUGCUCACUACAACAAACGCUCUACAAUUACUUCUCGGGAGAUCCAGACUGCUGUUCGUCUUCUCCUUCCCGGAGAAUUAGCUAAGCACGCUGUUUCAGAAGGCACUAAAGCUGUCACUAAAUACACUAGUUCCAAGUAAAGCGGAAUACUCCAUAAACAAUCGGCCCUUUUCAGG
Molecule: messenger RNA, 435 nt
Organism: Diachasmimorpha longicaudata
Lineage: Eukaryota; Metazoa; Arthropoda; Insecta; Hymenoptera; Braconidae
Product: histone H2B-like
Exons: 1
Coding region: 28-399 (123 amino acids)
Cellular component (GO): nucleosome
Molecular function (GO): structural constituent of chromatin; protein heterodimerization activity; DNA binding
Source: RefSeq, a predicted model, not a curated record